UCAACAACAACAAGAACGAAUUUCACGAGAGACUUGAUUGCUAGGCUACGAAUCGACAUGGCUACUUGUCAUCGGCUUCGCAUGGAGAUCCAACAAAUCAAGAUUAAAAUCGACAAGAUCGACCACCGUAAGCGGCGAGCCUACGGCAUAGACGAUAUCGACUUGGGCUCCUUGACGUGGACCACGAGGACCUCCAGCUUGAAGGAUUGGAACUCUAUUUCGUAUGCUUCUUUUCCUUCUGUGGUAGGCUUCAAUGGCGACGCUAAGAAGCUGCUGGAGUUUUUGAACGACCCAGACCCACGACUCCAAGUAAUUUCCAUAGUCGGCAUGGCCGGUUCAGGUAAGACUACACUUGCCAAGAAAGUCUACAAUUCCACCAAAAGGAAUCAUCUCGUCCUUGAUUUUGAUUCCGCAAAUUACAAAUUUCACUUCCAACGUCACCUCUGGAUAAAUGCAUGCCAAGGAUGCGAACCAUUCAGAAUUCUGGAGGACAUAGCAACCCAAAUGCUGGGGAAGAAACCGCCGAAGAAGAAGACGACGAGUGUGGAAGAUCUAGCCAACAACAUCUCCGAGUGGCUUAGUAACAAGAGGUAUCUAAUGGUCAUUGAUGAUGUUUGGGACAUUGCAGUGUGGGUGGCCGUGAGAGCAGCCUUACCCUUAGAUAGCAUCAAUGGUAGUAGGAUACUAGUGACUACCCGUGAUAGAGAAGUGGCCUCAUUUCUGAACAAUUGUAGUAGUUCCCACACCCAUCGUCACCACAAGCUACAACUCUUGGAUGAAAACAAGAGCUGGGAGCUGUUCUGUAACAAGGUCUUCCCAAGAAGCCAUGAACAUGAUUGCCCAACUGAGCUGAAGAAUUUGGGGAAACAGAUCCUCCAGAGCUGUGGUGGCCUCCCUCUUGCUAUUGAGGAAAUUGGAAAUUUCUUAUGCAGAAGAAAGAAAACAGUGUGUGUGUGGUCUGCUACCGUUGAGAGUAUCCAAUCACAGCCCUUCACUCUUUUCAAGCAAUGCUCUCAACUGCUAGCCUUGAGCUACCACAACUUGCCUUGCAACUUGAAAUGGUGCUUCCUCUAUUGCACCGUCUUCCCUCCGGAAUUUGAAAUUCAUUCAGGGAAACUGAUCCGAAUGUGGGUUGCAGAAGGGUUCGUGCAUCCAAGACGGGGAACAUCGACGCCUGAGGAAAUUGGGCAGGACUACCUGGACAGAUUGAUCAACAAGAAUUUGAUUCAACCCACCAGAAAAGGACCCAAUGGGAGGAUCAAAAGAUGCCGUCUUCAUCCACUGAUGAGAAGCGUGGCCAUAUCAGAAGCCCGGCAAGUAGAUUUCGUCUCCCUUUACACAGAAAACGAUUUCGAAUUCCCAAUCAAAUGCAGGAGACUCGCCAUUCACUCUAGCAGUACUGGUAAUUACAUCCCACUGGUGGUACACAGUGCCGCACAUCUCAGGACUUUGGUGUGCUUCAACCAGGAUCAAACAGGUUAUCUGCUUCCAAGUAAACAUCUUGAAUUUGUUUGUGGAGGUCUCAAGUUGCUUCGGAUAUUGGAUCUGGAGUCUGUACAGAUGUCAGAGCUACUUGAUGUCAUAGGUACUCUGGUUCAUCUGAGGUACUUAGGAUUGAAACGUGCAGGACUGAGAAAGCUUCCCUCGACCAUAUGUAGGCUUCACAACCUGCAAACCAUGGAUCUGAGGUAUAAUUCACUGGGAGGGCUCCCAAAAGAGAUGGGCAAACUCCAAAACUUACGGAGUCUAGACAUAAGGGAUAACCUCAUCACCUUCAUACCCGAUAGCAUUUGCACCAUUCGGGAACUAAGACAUCUGAACAUGGACGACGAUGUGCAGAGCGGGCACUUGCAAUUCCAUACUAUGAGAAACCUCGAAAGCUUAUCAGUCGUAAGGGUCGGCACUUGGAUCGAGAAUGGCUUGCACAACUUAACCAGUCUCAAAAGACUGGGAAUUUAUGGGGGAUUUCAUGUCGAUUUCGAACAACACUUAUGGGCUACGAUUCUCAACUUGGGUAACCUUUAUUCCUUGAGGUUGGAGGGUUUUGGAUCAAUUCCAUUGCCAGAAGGCUCAGCAGCAAAACCAAGAACAUCACAUGAGCAUCUUUGUAAGCUUCACUUGUCCGGGCGGCUCAGGAAACUGCCCGAUCUGAAUUGGUUUCUCGCUGCUACGAAUAUCACUCAGCUAUCGUUGUCAUGGUCCAAGCUGAAGCAGGACCCCAUGGCGACGCUUGAGAAGAUGCCAAAGUUGAAGAUUCUGAGAUUGAAAAUGCAGGCAUUUGUGGGGAAGAGGAUGGUUUGUUCUGCAGGUGGGUUUCCACGGCUUACAAAUCUUGAACUUAAACAUUUGAUUAAACUGCGAGAUUGGAAGAUUGAGAAAGGAUCGAUGCCGAGGCUUGAGAGGUUGAGCAUUGGUUGGUGCCUGAAACUGAAGAUGAUUCCGGAAGGAUUGCAGCACCUGAGCAGUCUUAGGGAAUUGGAGGUGCUUUGGAUGCUCCCAAGAUUCCGAGAAAGAUUAGGAAGGGACGAGGGAGAGGAUUGGUUCAAGAUUCAACAUGUGAACUCUGUGGUUGUUGAAGGAAAUCCUAUCAACCCUUCCCAACUUUAAUAAUUUCUCAGCCUCCAUAGUUUAUUUUGUCUUCUCUAAAUUGUAAAAAUAAAUGCAAU
Telopea speciosissima is the source of this 2666-nucleotide messenger RNA. Its product is annotated as disease resistance protein RPM1-like. NCBI's taxonomy places the organism in Eukaryota, Viridiplantae, Streptophyta, Magnoliopsida, Proteales, Proteaceae. Gene Ontology annotation, molecular function: protein binding; ADP binding. Gene Ontology annotation, biological process: defense response to other organism. The transcript has a single exon. Bases 58 to 2607 code for a protein of 849 amino acids. The record is from RefSeq and is a predicted model, not a curated record.